Messenger RNA from Paramecium sonneborni, 2096 nucleotides. The record is from the annotation of a GenBank genome assembly. NCBI's taxonomy places the organism in Eukaryota, Ciliophora, Oligohymenophorea, Peniculida, Parameciidae.
AUUUAACAUGCAACAUCAAGGAAUAUUAAAAAUAGGAUCAUAAGAUUCAUUCUCAAGAAAGAGUUAAAUGAAUCAAUUACAUACUACUCCAAGUCAUCGAAAGACUUCUUUAACUAAAUAACAAUCAAUAGAUUAAAUACCAGAUAAUGCUUUAGAGAAGUUUUACUUAUACAAAUAAAAAAAGAAUGAUAUUCGAAUGAAAUAACAAUUAAGUAAAUAAACUUAAAGAUCUACACAGAAUUCUAUUGCAUAAUAAAAUAAGUUCUUUAUUAAUGCUAAUUUCGUUAACAAUUAAGGUGGUCAAUAAAAGCGGUCUGCAUAAUCUGUUACUAUCGAAGCCAUGGAAUCAGUUAAAAGAACUAUUAAAACUGAUAUGGGCAAUCCUGCAUCUAUUUUAGGUAAAGCUAAAAGUUUAGGUCCAGAUGAAUAAAUGCAAUAAAUUAAACAUCAUAAUGUUGUUGUGAGAUUUGGAAAUUAAGACUUUUAUUUUUAUUUUGAACCUCAGUAAAUCUUUUAUAUUAUUUCUUUAGUUUGAAUAUGAGAUAAAUUUGGUAUCAAAUCUUGUAAAGGUUACAUGAUUUAGAAUUUGCAAAUCCAUAAGAAUGUUAUGCUAAUUUUAAAGAUAAACCAUCAGUUAAUUAAAUAGUUAGUUUUGUAUCUUAAUAACAUUCAAUAUCUAUCGAUUAUUAUAUUGCUUAACCUGAUUUAUCAUUUAAUGUAUUCAUGAAUUCUGGAUUAAAAUUAGAAGCAUUUCUAUUAUAAGCAUCACCAGAACCUAAAGUUGGUUUAAAAGAUUUUAUAUUCCUUAAAAAUAUUGGAGUUGGAGGCUUUUCUUUAGUAUAUUUAGUAAGAAAGAAAGACACAGGAAAAUUCUAUGCUUUAAAAUUAAUUGAUAAAGAAUUUAUUAUAGCUAAAAAGAAACAACAAAUAGUUCUUAAUGAAAGAAAUAUAAUGACACUACUAAAUAGUCCAUUUUUAUUACAUUUAUCAUAUGCAUUUGAAUCUAGAUAGUUUGUUGUUUUUGUUUUGGAAUUUUGUUAAGGAGGAGAACUCUUUUUUCAACUUAAAUAAAUUAAAAGAAUGAGUGAAGAAUAAGCUUGUUUUUAUAUUUCUGAGAUUUGUUUGGUAAUUAUCACUUUUAUAAUGAGGGUUUAUAAGAGAUUCACGCACUUAAUAUUUUGUAUAGAGAUAUCAAACCAGAGAAUAUUUUAAUGGAUAUAGAAGGCCAUGUCAGAAUAGCUGAUUUCGGAUUAAGUAAACCUGAAAUUGGAAGAGAUGAAAAAGCAUACAGUUUUUGUGGAUCUCCUGAAUAUAUGGCACCAGAAAUGCUUUUGAAACUUGGACAUUCACAAACUGUUGAUUUUUAUUGUUUAGGAGCAUUAUUGUAUGAACUACUUACUGGAUUACCUCCAUACUAUUCAACUAAUACAAAUUAAAUUUAUUAAGAUAUAUUAUACUCUAAAUUAACAUUUCCAAAUGAUGUAAAUAUUUAAUUAUUUCUUAAGUUAACUUUAUCAAAAGAAGUUAAAUCUUUACUUAUUGAUCUUCUUGAAAAAAAUCCUACCGAAAGAUUAGGUUCAAAUGGAGGUGUAUAAGAAAUCUUAAAACAUCCUUUUUUCUCUUAAAUUGAUUUUAAAUAAUUAGCACUAAAAAGAGUUAAACCUCCAUUUAAACCUGAUCCAUUAAAAAUGAAUUUAGAUGAAAAAGAAUCUCAAAAAGGAGAAUAAGAUUUUAGAAAAAAAAUUGCUUAAGGUAAAUCAAUGAAUUUGCCUGCUAUUUUUGGUUCUUCUUUUUAUUAUGAAUCUCCUCAAGAAGCUCAAACCAAAUCUAUUUAUAAAGAAUGGAUUUCACAUACAAACUUAUAACCAAAUACUCCAUGUAUUCCCUCAUAUCAUAGUUAAGGAAGGUAUUAAUUAUUAGAUAAAAAUUUAGAUCAGCAAAAUCUUAGGAUAUUAUUCCUUUGAUUUAAUCUGUAAAAAAUAAUCCUAGAUCUCGUUAAAUGUUAAGUUAAAAAUAAAAUUUUUAUAAGGCUUCAGGGUAAAAACCCUCUUUAGAGAGAAUAAAUUAGGAAAAAAAGUUUUUUUCUAAAGUGUGAC